GUUACACCGUGACUAAUCUCAAUCAUCUGCUCCGCCGUGACUUCUCCGUGUGUGCGACCGGAAUUUAAACAUGACGUUUUGAUGGAAACUGCUUAUGACAUCACCGGGACCCGCUGCACUACCCGGGCUGGCACGCGAAUCGGGGGACGACGAGUGCGCGAUGUAAAUGUCCAUCGACGCGUGAUCGCGGGCUUCUGUCGUUUUCACAAUUAACGCCACACCUAAGUCACGCGAUUUAUUUAUCGCGAACCCGCCAGGCACGUACGCACCGCAGGAGGAGGCCUCUUUUUUUUUUCCCUCCCCCCUCGAGAUACCCGCGGCAUCGGCGUGCACGAGGAUGCUCCAUGUAACUUGGCUGUGAUUAUACGUAAUUUCUGUCCUCUGUAUGUAGACGGUAUUCCCUGCCGGAGAUCGCACAGGUGUGUAGAAACGCUCGGAUCUCCGAAUCUCCGUAGAGAGGCGAGGAUCCUCAAGGGCGAAACGUCUCUAUGAGACCACCUUCUCGUAGCGUUGAGCAGAUCUACGCGUAGAGCGUGCUGCGGCAAAAAAAGUUGUAUUCAUGCCUUUUUGUCUGAGAGGUAACGCAAGUUGCAAAAUGGAAGAAUAUUCUGUCGCGUCUGACGUGUCGGUGGUGGACGUGUACGACAUCGCGUCGGAGAUAGGGAAGGAAUGCGAGAAGCUCAUAGACCUCUUCGGGGUGGAGUCGGUCACCAAGCUGAUGCCAAAGGUGAUAAACGCUCUGGAGCUGCUCGAGAAUCUCGCCACCAAGAACGAGCGCGAGAAUACCAUGGUGCAGGAGCUGAGCGCCAAGAUCUCUCAGCUCGAGAGCGACAAGAUUGGCAAGGCUGAGGAUAGACAACGAUUCGAAAAGGAACUGGAACAAAUCGAGGAACACUGGAGGCAGGAAUCUCGCGACUUAGUAGCCAUGGUUACUAGACUGCAAGAGGAAAACAGACGAUUAGCCGAAACUCUGCAAGAAUCACGUAGCGACAGUCAGUACAGCAGUAAACAAACAACUAUCACGGCUAGUCAGGAGGUUGAUGUAGCAGUUCUGCAACAUUUGAGGUCCAUGAUAGAUAAACAACGAGAUCAGAUUCGUGCCAGAGACCGAGAGUUGUCGCAAAAAACUGCAGAGAUUGAAAAUUUGAGUGCGCAAGUGGAGACGCUUACCGUACUGGGGCGGGAAUUAAAACGUAAACAACGACAAGCGCAAAUGCAAGCCCGCGGUUUAGUAGAAGAAAGGGCCGACUUUUUGGCUCAGCUGCAAGAUCAGAAUCGGGAACUUAUAAAUCUUCGAGGACGGCUUGGAAUGGCUAGGAAAGAAAAUGAGGAUCUGAGUAAACUGCAGGGCUGUCCUGAUUUGACGAACAAAGCAAUUUAUGACCUAGACGAUCCUGAUAGACCAAGAUUUACCACCGCCGAGCUAAAAGAAAUCUUGCACGAGCGAAAUGAAUUGAAGGCAAGAGUCUCGGAUCUCGAGGACGAAUUAGAAUUGUACCGACCAAAACCUGAAAUUCCUGAGGAUGACAAGGAUGCACCUGUGCAGGGACCGCUUCCUUAUGAACCGGAUGAUGCACCGUGGAAAAAAUCCUCUGAAUCUGGAAUUCGUAAAUUCUUCCGAAAAAUAUUCUCCGAGUCCAGCAGCAGCUUUCUUGGAGGCAGCAGUCCCAGACGAAGUCUUUCUAGUCUUUCAAAGAUGGCCCUAUCUGGUAGCAGUACCUGUGAUACGUCUAUAUAAUGCUUUUUUAAAAAUGCGUUGGAUAAUUUUAAGUGAUUAGGACCUGUCGUGGACGACAACCAAGGACGAUGUCGCUUAGGACUAGACUUUUUAUUUACACAACCACGUUCUCUGACUGCUCGAUAUACAAACGAUUUUACAUAGACAAUUUUAACGUAGAUAACAAUUCCUGUAACAAGGAUAGUUGAUAUUAUUGAGACCUGGUUCAUAGUAGAUAGAUGUGCAUGCAAUGACUGAAUAGGAAACACUAGAUUUGUAUAAACCUAUAAUAUGAAGGAAGAGACUUGUGUGCAUGUAUAUACUUGUAUGGAUGUAAAAAAAGGAGAAUGUGUAUUUAGCUGCAUCAGUACACAUCACGUAAAUUUUCUCAUUUUUUCCAUCUACUCCCCUUUAGAUGUUGAAACUGAUAGGCAUGUAGGAUAUUCGUAAUGCAUGUAAGAAAAAGACAGUAAUACAAUUAGAAAAGAACAUUCAUUUUUUUAAAAACUAUUAGGUGCAUAUAGUUUUAAUCGUGCAUUGAUGAGGUUCUAAUUGUGUCUAAUGUGAAACAGGUCUCAUUCUUUCUAUAUAUAUAUUUAUAUAUACACACGCAGAUACCAAAGUAUCCGAUUAUUGUUUGCUAAGCUUUCAAAGAGAUUUAUAUUUUAUCUUUCGAUAUUUUUCUUUAUUUUAUCGAUUAUUCUAUAAAUAAAUAAAUCUAUUUUACUGUGUAAUUUUUAGAGUAAAUUCCAUGUUGAGGAAAUUGCAGUAGGUUUUUAUAUUUUACUUCUUUCUAUGUUUAUUAUUGUUUUAUAGUAUUGUAUCAAAAUGCAUUUAUGAUAUAAUUAGUAAAACACAUAACAUUCGAAUUUCUUGUUUAUCUUUUUUACAUCGAUGUAAGCAAUAACAUAUCUAUAUUCAUAAUUCUUUUAUCUCAUUUACAAUUAUUUGCGGAUACGAUACUGAAUCUAAUAUAUCUCACAAUGUGACAUAAAUAUAUCUGAUAUAUUUCUGUGCCAUGUGUUAAUGUAAAAAUGAAUGAGAGUAUUUUUCUUUCCAUGUUGUAAUUGUAAUUGUAAAUAUACUCAUAAAACACACGUUAA
Messenger RNA from Vollenhovia emeryi, 2820 nucleotides. RefSeq names its product RILP-like protein homolog (gene Rilpl). Gene Ontology annotation, cellular component: ciliary basal body; cytoplasm. Gene Ontology annotation, molecular function: protein dimerization activity. NCBI's taxonomy places the organism in Eukaryota, Metazoa, Arthropoda, Insecta, Hymenoptera, Formicidae. The coding region runs from base 560 to 1738 and encodes 392 amino acids. The transcript has 6 exons. The record is from RefSeq and is a predicted model, not a curated record. Gene Ontology annotation, biological process: cilium assembly.